Eutrema salsugineum is the source of this 627-nucleotide messenger RNA. RefSeq names its product protein PRRC2A-like. Lineage: Eukaryota; Viridiplantae; Streptophyta; Magnoliopsida; Brassicales; Brassicaceae. The record is from RefSeq and is a predicted model, not a curated record. The coding region runs from base 1 to 627 and encodes 208 amino acids. The transcript has a single exon.
AUGGAACCAAGGGAAGAUGAGCCCAUAUCAGUGGCUCAGCUGGCGGCGUCAUUGGUGGAGCUGAAGGCGUCAUUGGUGGAGCUGAAGGCGUCAAUGGAGAAGAAGCAAGAGGAGAUUGUAGAGAAGGUAGAAGGCAUGGAUAGAAGAUUGAAAACUCUUGAGGGGAUGGUACCUCCAUCAGGGCUUAUCUCCGAUACAGCACGGCCAUGCUCACCAGUGCAUUCGUCAGCACCAACACGAUCACCAGUGGACUCGCCAGUACCAACACGAUCACCAGCGCCACCAGCCUCAGAGCACUCUCCACUUGUAACAGAUCCUCCAGCUGUUGCCACCACACCUCUUGCACCAGGUCCCUCCUUAUACGCAGCAGGUCCCUCCUUAUACGCAGCAGGUUCAUCGACAGUGGAAGAAGAGAGAGAGGCAAUGAAAGCCCUAAUAUACGAACUUGGCAAAGGACUAUUUAAGAGGACGAAGAAAGGAUGUAAGAAGAAACCGCAACCAAGCGAGCUCCCACCACGCGAGCUCCCACCACGUCCUAAGAGAACCCAUGCACCAUCGAAACAUGUGUCAUCCCCUUUUACUGAAGAGAGACAUGCUAAGAAGAAAAGUGAGAAGAAGGGUGAAUAA